Molecule: messenger RNA, 1302 nt
Organism: Elaeis guineensis (African oil palm)
Lineage: Eukaryota; Viridiplantae; Streptophyta; Magnoliopsida; Arecales; Arecaceae
Product: probable calcium-binding protein CML21
Molecular function (GO): calcium ion binding
Source: RefSeq, a predicted model, not a curated record
GCUUUAGAAUUGGUUGCACCUGCCUUUCUCUUCCCACGGUUCUAAACGCGUACGUGGCGCGCAGACCGUAACUAAUGGCCUCCAUGGCUCCAUCCGACGAAGUAUCGAACCAAUUUCCCAAACUUUAGCCCAAAAGGACCCCUCCCCUUCCCCAAUUCUUCUCCGCCCCAUCCCCUCCUCCUAUCAUCCGAGACUCCUUCUUCAAGGUCGAACCAGAGAGCUCGAAGAGAGCUCAUUCCUCUGACACAAAUCUCUCCCUCCGUGCCAAUCUAUCGGCUCCGUUUCGUGGGAUUGUUUGAUGUGAUGCUAAAAGUCUGGGUGAGAAGAGGUAAAUAAUUGUCCUGCAUUCUGUAUUCCAUAUAUCUUGUUGCUCUAAGAUGGGUGGUGUGCUUGGGAGGAGUGAUUCGUUCAGGCGAAGUGCACCAGAAUCAAAGCUUGAGGUGAAAAUGGUCGAAGCUAUGCAAAAAAGGGCAUCAGAAGGAACUUCCAUGAAAUCAUUCAACAGCAUUAUCAUGAAAUUCCCAAAAAUUGAUGAGAGCUUAAGAAAUUGCAAAACCAUAUUUGAACAAUUUGAUGAAGACUCUAAUGGUGCCAUAGAUCCAGAAGAACUGAAGCAUUGCUUCCAGAAGCUGGAAAUCUCUGCUAUGGAGGAGGAGAUCAGUGAUCUCUUUAUGGCAUGUGAUAUCAAUGAGAGUAUGGGAAUUAAUUUCAGUGAGUUUAUCGUUCUUCUUUGCCUUGUUUAUCUUCUCAAGGAACCGGCUGCUCUACAAGUAAAAUCACGGAUGGGAUUACCAAGCCUUGAGGCAACUUUUGAGACUCUGGUUGAUGCUUUUGUUUUCUUGGACAAGAACAAGGAUGGAUAUGUUAGCAAGAAUGAGAUGGUACAAGCCAUAAAUGAGACCACUGCAGGUGAACGCUCUUCAGGACGCAUAGCCAUGAAAAGAUUUGAAGAGAUGGACUGGGAUAAAAAUGGAACAGUGACUUUCAAGGAGUUUCUUUUUGCUUUUACCCGUUGGGUAGGAAUUGAUGAUGUCGAGGAAGAAGAGGAUGAUAAAUGAGUCUUCUGCUGUUUUGUUUUUGUUGCUUGCCCGCAAUUGGGGAUAUUGGUAAAAGCAGAACUGAUGGGCAGCAUUAUCCCUGUGAAGCAUUGUGUACUUCUUUUGCAAUAAUGGCAAGUGGGGACAGAGAUUGACAUCAGUUCAUCCAUUCCCUUGUCUGGCUUGGCUAUUUUUAUGUUAAUAGACCUAACAAACAUUAUUUUGGUUACAUGGUAAUAUUUUGGCAGAAGCCUUAUUUUGUUCA